This is a messenger RNA of Gilbertella persicaria, 1455 nucleotides long. RefSeq lists its product as uncharacterized. Gene Ontology annotation, biological process: exocytosis; maintenance of cell polarity; endocytosis. The record is from RefSeq and is a predicted model, not a curated record. Gene Ontology annotation, molecular function: oxysterol binding. NCBI's taxonomy places the organism in Eukaryota, Fungi, Mucoromycota, Mucoromycetes, Mucorales, Choanephoraceae. Gene Ontology annotation, cellular component: cytosol; intracellular membrane-bounded organelle; membrane. The transcript is spliced from 2 exons. The coding region runs from base 461 to 1231 and encodes 256 amino acids.
UUUUUUUUUUCUUUUCCUGGCUAAAGAAUCGCUUGGCAUUGCUUGGAAUAUCUUAUUUUUAACUAUGGCUACUAAAGUAGAAAACAAUAUAGACAGUGGUGAACGAAAUGCAUUUUAUUCUUUUCUUAAAUCCCUUGGAUCAUUUUCAGGUGAUUUAUCUUCUCUUUCUUGUCCAACCUUUUUUUUGGCUCCUGUGUCUUUGAUUGAAUACAAGUAAAGAUCAGAGAAUAUGAACGUAAACUAAUAAACGGAUAGUCAAUAUUGGGCUUCUCAACCUGAAUUGUUUAGAGCCAUUGGUACUCAAACGACUGAACAAGACAAAUUGCUAGCUGUCAUCAAAUGGUACAUUGCUUAUUUAAACGCUGCUUUCAAAAGAAGAAUUCCAGAGGGACAAUGGGACAAGAAACCCUUCCACCCGAUUUUAGGGGAACAAUUUCAUAGGACAUGUUCGCAGACGCAAAUGGUAUGUGAACAAGUAUCACAUGACCCACCCACCACUGCCUUCCAUGUCGCCAGUAAAGGUGUGGCAUUGAAUGGUCAUAUUGGACAGACAUCGCGCAUGGCAGGCACCGCUCUUGUUUGUGAACAAACAGGAUGUGGCCUCAUCACCACAGAACAUGAACAAUACCUUUUCUCGCAUCCUUCUUUAGCUGUCCGAGGCAUUUGGUAUGCUGCACCUUUUAUUGAAUUGAUGGGCACCAUGUAUAUUCAAGCAUCUUUUGGGUAUUAUGCCUGUAUUGAAUUCUCUUCCCGAGGUUGGAUCUCGGGUGAAAUAAACCACUUUAAAUGCCUGGUGAACAAAAAUGAAGGCUCAGUCAAAGACGUGCUCUAUAAAAUUGAAGGUCAAUGGACAGGUCAAUCGACUCUGAUUGAUUAUCAAAAAAGAACAUCGAGCUUGUUUUUCAAUGUCGAGUCACUUGUGCCUUCUGAACCUGUUGUACGAUCCAUCCAAACCAUGGGUCCAUUGGAAUCCCGCCGUGUGUGGCAUAAAGUAGCAGAAGCCAUUCGUACUAGUCAACCAGUCUUGGCCAAUAAAGAAAAGGCAGCGAUUGAACAAAAUCAACGAGAAGCUGAAAAGAAACGAGAAGAACAAGGUCAACCAUGGCAACCCGCUUAUUUUAAAUGGCAAGCACAGGAACCCCAUGUGGUUCAGCUACAAGCGAUGUGGCAUGAUACACUUCAGAAAAAGACAGAUCCAGUUCUAGAGGGUAAUUGGGUCAUGCUUAAAUAAAAACAGAAGAAAACCUCGGUCAGUUUUAUAAGAGACAGGACCGAGACAAACCAUUGUUUCUAGAGUACAGUGUGGCUUCUUAAAAUAAUACCUCCUUAUUGUGCUAUCUCCUUUUGUAUUGAUUUACAUUCUUAACUUUGCUAAGAUAGAAUGAUGUUAUUAGUUUUUGGGUAAGACUGACUAAAUUAAACGUAGAUCUUUUUUUUUUCUUUUUUCUGAAGAAC